AUGUCAAUGGACCCCCCUCCGCCACCAGCUGCUGCUGCGUCUGGCGACGUUGCCGAAGCGCCUGCCCCAAAGGCGGCACGUAGCGAAAGCUUCUCUUCGCAGAAAUCCAGCGACUCCCAAACUGCCGCUGAAUUCAUUCGCGACCAGAUGCAGCUAGAGGCUGACGCCCGGGAAGCUCUUCCAUACAGCAUCGAAAACUGCACCAAAAUUCUUGGUUCCCUUCGACAGAGUGUCUUUGCAUGUCUGACUUGCAACCCGCCUCCCACGAACCCGAAGGAUUCCUACAAUGCAGCUGGAGUUUGCUAUGCUUGCUCAGUCCAAUGUCAUGGGGAACACACUCUUGUCGAAAUUUUCACCAAGAGGAAUUUCACCUGCGAUUGUGGUACCACACGAUAUCCUGCGACCAGCCCCUGUAGCUUGCGAGUGAACUCCAGCACGAACACCAAAGGCGGCGUGCAUUCAGAGGAGCCAGACGCAAACAAUAAGUACAACCAAAACUUUAGGAACAGAUUCUGCGCGUGUGAGUGCGACUACGAUCCGUUUCAACAGAAGGGCACCAUGUUUCAAUGCUUGGGCUUGGGCACAACAGAGACUGGCGGAUGCGGCGAAGAUUGGUAUCACCCUGGUUGUCUUGUCGGCAUGGGUCCGAAGUGGUUUGAGGACAUGAAGAAAGGAGCCGGGAUUAAGGCACAUGAUGUGAACUCAGAGAAGGAGGCCUUGCCCACAAUCUCCGAGGACUCGGAGUCCCGUCCAACAGGAGCUAUUGAUGCGGAAGCUAAGGAUGAGGACGAAGAAGAUGAGGAUGUGCCAAUGCCACCUGGAUUUCCCGGAGAAGAUGAUUUCGAAGCCUUUCUCUGCUAUAAGUGCGUCAAUGCCAACCCAUGGAUCAAGAAAUACGCGGGUGCCAAGGGAUUCUUGCCCCCAGUCUUCUCGAGUCAGGGCAACGGAGGCGCAGCGACUACGGAGGAAACGUCUAAAAAACGGAAAGUGGAAGAUGAUGGUGUUGAAACACACGCUAAGCGACUGAAGAGCGAUCUUGAGGCGUCUCAAAGCCAUCCUGAUAUCAGUGAGUCAAAAGCCAUUCCAGAGGUCACAGAGGAAGCCUCUGCGUGCAAGUGGGCUGCACUCCCCAUGCCACCGGACGAAGACUUUUCUCUCUUUCUGAAGGAGGACUUCCGCAAUCAUAUUUGCCGAUGUUCGUCAUGCUACCCCAACUUGGAUCCGCACCCUCAACUACUUGAAGAGGAAGAAACGUACGAGCCGCCGCUAUCCGAUGGAGGCGACUCUGAGCAUGGUGGCUCAACCAACGGAAGUGGAAGUCUUUUGGAGCGAGGCGAGAGCGCGCUGCGCAAUGUUGACCGUGUCCGGGCGAUCGAGGGCGUUAUGGCUUACAAUCAUCUCAAGGAUCAGCUGAAACCCUUCUUCCAGAAAUUUGCUGAGAGCGGGCAGGCUAUUGGCGCUGAGGACAUCAAGUCUUAUUUCGCCAAACUUAGAGGCGAUGAGCAGGCCAUCAAGGAUGCUGGAGAUGCAGCCAGCAACUCGAAGGAUGAUGAGGACGGUCACCGCCGAGAGCAAAGCGGAUACUGA
Molecule: messenger RNA, 1587 nt
Organism: Colletotrichum truncatum
Lineage: Eukaryota; Fungi; Ascomycota; Sordariomycetes; Glomerellales; Glomerellaceae
Product: metaphase-anaphase transition protein
Cellular component (GO): cytoplasm
Molecular function (GO): zinc ion binding; ubiquitin protein ligase activity
Source: RefSeq, a predicted model, not a curated record